Messenger RNA from Blumeria graminis f. sp. triticale, 2613 nucleotides. NCBI's taxonomy places the organism in Eukaryota, Fungi, Ascomycota, Leotiomycetes, Helotiales, Erysiphaceae. The record is from the annotation of a GenBank genome assembly.
AUGAAUCGCAUCGUUACAGCGAGGUUUUUACUUAAGCCUUGCACUGCUCGAUUUCUGGGUUUCUGUAAAUGGACGAGAGAAUAUUCCAUCAACAUCCUGGGCCGAAAGUUUAUCAAUGUAAGCGAAGAAGUUAAUACUGCUCUUAACGAGGGUCAACCGAUUGUGGCCUUGGAAUCUACGAUAUAUACCCACGGCUGGCCAAAUCCAGACAACCUUCGGCUAGCUUUACACCUUAAGGACUUAGUUCGCUCACAUGGAGCUAUCCCAGCCACUGUCGGGGUUGUCAAUGGAGUUGCAACUGUUGGACUCAGCGACGAGGAGUUAACUAUUCUAUGUGGCGCGGCUGCCAAGCCAGAUACUAUGAAGAUAUCUAGACGGGACCUACCUUAUAUUCUCGGAAUGGGCAUUGCAGGACGUCUAAUCCAUGGCGGGACAACUGUUUCAAGCACCAUGAUAUUAGCUCACUGGGCUGGAAUACGUGUUUUCGCAACUGGUGGUAUCGGCGGUGUUCACCGUGGAGGACAGGACUCUAUGGAUGUAUCAGCUGAUCUCACCGAACUAGGCCGAACUCCAAUUGCAGUCGUCUGUAGUGGCUGUAAGAGCUUUUUGGAUAUACCACGUACACUUGAAUUCCUUGAAACACAAGGAACUAUGGUAGCCACCUUUUCACAAGGCCGAAUCGGUGACGUGGAAUUCCCGGCAUUCUACGCGCGAGAGAGCGGAGUGAAGAGCCCAAUGGUAGUUCAGGACUUUAGAGAAGCUGCCGCAAUUGUGCUCGCCCAAACCAGAAUGGGUAUCACAAGUAACCUAAAUUUCAAUAGUGGAACACUUUUUGCCAAUCCUAUUCCAGAAGAAUUUUCAAUCCCGAAAGCAGAAAUCAGCGAGGCAAUAAAUCAAGCUGUACAAGAAGCAAGUGAAAGAGGCUUUCACGGACAUGCAAACACUCCAUUUAUUUUGGCACGAAUCAAGGAUAUUACCAAUGGUCGCAGCUUACCGGCAAACCGUUCUCUCAUCGAAUCAAAUGUACAAACAGCUGCGAAGCUAGCAGCUCAUCUAGCAUCGUUACUUGACCAGGACAAAGACUUGAAUAUUCCUGCACAUAGGACAGGUUUUACAAAAAAAGUCUCCAAAAUCGAUUCUAUGUUAACUUCGGCCUCCCUCGAAAGGAAAGUUAAUGAAGAUGACUCACUUGCGACCGGGGAUUGCAACCCUUCAUCGAAGAAAACAAAUGACAUCACUAGGCCUAGAACGGAAAAUGUCUACAAGAAGGAUUCAAACAGAAUCAUUUCAAGUGAUCCGGGCAUCAUGAAAACUAGGAAUGCAUCUGAAUCAGAACCUGAAACCCCUAUAACGGCCGAAGUCAUCGUCUUCGGAGCUAUAGCGAUUGACUCAUCUUGCGACUUAUUACCAAUUCCCGGCGCGAAUUCCAACACGAACCUGCAGCCUACAAUGCAUACUUCAAAUGUUGCUCGAAUAAGGAAUAGUAUUGGCGGGGUAGGUCAUAAUGUAGCAGUGGCGGCUCACAAAGUUAGCGGAGAUCAACGUAUCAGACUCUGCAGUUUCGUUGCAGAUGAUUCAGCUGGCCGGUCAGUAAUAAGUCAACUUCAAUCUAAAAAUAUUGAUACUACUGGUAUUCUUGUCAUUCCGACCACAGCUUAUAGGUCCAAGGUUAAAAUCCAGAAUCGUACUGCUCAAUAUAUCGCCGUUAAUGAUGGCAAAAAAGACUUAGUUGUGGGUAUGGGUGAUAUGGAAAUAUUCAAACAAAACUCGCACCGGUUAGGUUUCAAUAUUCCAAGCUUCACUAAAUGGGUAGUGAUCGAUGCCAAUUGGGAUCCGGCACAAAUUCGCGAAUUCAUGUAUACAAUUCGCGCUCGAAACCCCUGGGUUAAAAUUGCUUUUGAGCCAGUUAGUCAGAAGAAAGGUGCGGAUAUCUUGCGAAAAGCAAAUAAUCCAACUCAAGAUGAGGGGGGAUUGUCUCUGGCGUUGAAAGUAUUCCCCAAACAUCUCAUUGACCUUUCAACACCGAACAUAGAUGAGUUAGAUCAAAUGUAUCGUGCUGCAGUAGAGGAAGGCUAUUUGGAGACUAAUGACUAUUGGUCUGUUCUUGAUGGAUUUGGAAUAUCUGGUGCACAGACUCAAGAGAAAUUACAAGCGAUUGUAGGGAAGAAGCUCACAGAUCAGGGCCUUCCCCAAAAAUCUAUUAAGCUCUUACCAUACAUACCAAUGCUUCUCACUAAAUUAGGUCCAGAAGGAGUUCUUCUUACUGAACUAUUAAUGGUUGAUGAUUCAAGGUUAAAAGACCCAGAGCAUGCCCGAUGGAUUUUCGGCCGCACAACCAAAUGCCACUUAAAUAUUGGCGGUGUAUACUUGCGGUUAUUUCCAGCAGCUGAUAAGGUUGAUCCCGCAGAUAUUGUGAGUGUAAAUGGAGUUGGUGAUACCUUUUUAGGAGUUUUAAUGGCUGGACUAAGCAAAGGAUUGAGUGUGGGGGAGAAACUCAUCGAAAUUGCACAGAGAGGAGCGAUACUGACGUUGAAGAGCAAUGAAGCUGUAAGUCCGAAGCUAAGUUGUCUAGCACAAGACUUGGAUAAAUUGAUUAUGAUGGAAUCUAACUAG